AGCACCCUAGCAGCACCCCGGCAGCCCCACAGCAGAAAAAAAUUCCCAACGCACACUGAGGUGGAACCCAAUUCUCCCCCACACGCACCUGCCCAUCAGAGCAGUGCCACGACUUUGCUGGCGCUCGUUGCCGUGCUCUGCUGUGUCGUCCGAACCCCCAAUAACAAAUAGCACCUACCCCGCCACCUCUAUUCCCACCCAUCUCGACUCACCACUUGCCAAAACUCUGAAAUCGUACAUUGAAUGACCGCCCUUCCGAUUCUCGACGCCUUCGAACCCGCGCACUUGCCGUGUCACUGACGCCUCGCGGCCCGCCAUGUCGCCGGGACUGAAACCCUUGAUUCUCCCGCAGCUGGUGGAGGAGCGGAAGAAGCAGGAGCUAUACAUGGAGCUGCACCAGGAGCUGCACCAGGAGCUGCAACAAAUUCACGAUUCCGAAGAUGCGUGCAUGCCGUCCCAAAUCGCAAACUCGUCCGCGUCCGACAUCGCGUCGCUGUCUCCCAUCACCCCUACGUUCCCACGCAGCGCCUUCCCGAGAUAUUCAGGCUCCGUCUCGUCCCUAGACAUGGCUGCCUCGUCCACUUCAGAUAGUCCCGCUUCGCCCUCGCAGCCCACCAACGCGGCCAAAAACACCAAAUCGCAGCUUCCAGACGUUCAGGAGGACCCGCUCGAGAGAGAGGACGAGGGUGUUCCACUGAGCGUGUUUGGUCUCUACAGCUGUCUGUGCGACGAGCCGUGUGACCACAAUGACCUCGUCCAGAGCACGUCCAUGUAUCCGUACAUGGGUUCAGAGCUCUACUGCGACCUCGGCUUUCUUAGCGACAGUGACUUCAAUGGGAGCCCGAGGCAAAAGAAGAGGCGCCAUGGGUCCGACGCAGGUUUCUCGGGCUGGGGCACGAGAUUGGGGUCAAGGCUGGGCAACCUCCCACGCUGGCGAUCCACAUCGAGGCGCAAUCAGUUUACCUUUUCCCCGGCUUCGGAUCCCUCCUUGGACCAGCGCCCCAGCUUCUCCCGUGCUGCGUCCAGCAGGUCCUCGUCCAUCUCAGUCCCAACCCAUGGGCCUCUGGACCGGUCUGCUGAGCCGCCCCUGCCAGCAACCCCUGCGCUCUCGUUUUACGAGAGUUCCGAGAGCGUAGUUCUACCUUCACCGCUCGAGAUAGCCCAAGCAACUGUGGGCAAGAGCCUGGAACGGGACCGCUCCAUGGCUACCACCCCCCUGCUGCCGCCGCUUUUAACAGACACAUCUUCAUGUCACGCGCCGGCGCACUCGCUGCAGGCCUCGCCUUUGCAAUCCCCUGCCAUCGCGCCCUCUCCAGUCCAAGAACUCCAGUCACCUCCGAGCUAUCCCACACAGCCCUAUCCCACACAGCCCUAUCCCACUCCGCCUCUGAGCGCUAAAGCCUCCAUCUCCUCCUUCCGUCGCGGGACUGUUUCUAGCACGUUCAGCGAUGUCUCUUCCCCGAUUCCAUAUCUACUCGAUCACCACGACGCUUGGUCCGAUCGCCUUGGGCAUGCAAAUUUCACCAUUGAGCCCAAGCCUUACGUACCGGAGACAGCCGACCUCGCCAUCCUACAGGCAUUCCGCGCCGACUGGGACCAGGCCAGGACCAACUACACCAAGCAUCUCGCGCGUACUGCAGAGCACUACAGCUGCACCUCCAAAACCUAUCUGCUUACCGAAGCGAAAUGGACGGAGAUAGAGCAGGAAUGGCGCCGCGCUGAGGACGACCUCAUCCAUCGCCUGGACCCGAACGGAAACGGGGAGGCUCUAACAACCCUCCGGCUACGACGCGCUGCCGAGGAGAUGCUCCCGGCCGCCAUCCCCAGGAUGCUCAGCGACGAGGGCAAGUUUCCAGAACGUGGAGACGAGGACAUCGUCGGGCCAAUGGCGCGUGACGCAGUCAUGGCACGAGACAGCCAUGACGAGAAAAAGAACAGCGCGUCGGGUUGGCUCAAGAAUCUUGCCGAGAAAGUGGGUUUUCGGAAGUGAGAACAACCUGGAACCCUGCCAUCUUUUUGUCCGAUUCGCCCUUUGGCCCACGUCCCCAUGGAGAAGUGGUUUGCCCGAGAAGUCUGAACCUCGCAGACUCCCGCCGAGACCACACGACAACCUUAUGAAGUGUACGACGCUACGUGGGACAUGCGUCAUCCUUUCUUUGCAUAUUACGCAUUUCAUUUUUUUCUCCCUCAUUCCUUUUGUCUAGUCAUUA
Molecule: messenger RNA, 2210 nt
Organism: Lasiosphaeria miniovina
Lineage: Eukaryota; Fungi; Ascomycota; Sordariomycetes; Sordariales; Lasiosphaeriaceae
Exons: 2
Coding region: 317-1990 (557 amino acids)
Source: RefSeq, a predicted model, not a curated record